AUGAAGGAAAACAAUUUGCUGUUGAAUACAGAGCACUCAGAAUAUGAUGUGAGAUGCCAACUUCUGAUAGAAUAUCUCAUGAACUGUCUAAUUACAGGAGCUCUAACAAAAGAGAAAGAAGUACCAGAAAAACUGCUGCAACAAGUUGAAGAAAACCAACUCUCUGCUCAUGUAUGGGAAAAUGUUUUUGUAACAUUAACUCCUGUAAGGAUAAGAGAAUGGCUUGAACUACCUAUUCUUGAAAACUAUGUCGAAGCACCAAGCAAGAAAGAGCUAUUAAGCUUUAUUAUUGGACUCGGUUACAAGAACAAGAAAGUCAAGAAAAUUGGUUCAAUCAGAAGGAAUGAACUACCAGCAAUAUGGCAAGUGAUUAUGGAAGUAUUAAACAAGUGCCUCACUUCAAAAAUUGGAGGAACUGAUCAGAUUAAUCAAGUUAUUCUAACAAUCAUAGAAAUGGAAAUUCCAAUUCUGGAAAAUCUGUGGAGAUCAAACACAAUGAAGUCCUGGAGUUCUAAUCAUGGAUGGGAAUCUGACAAAGAUAUUCCUUUAUUACCAGAAAGCAUGCUAUGUCUCAUUUCACAAGAUUCACAGUUCAGAAGACAGCAUGAGACUCUACUAAACAACUCAGACUCCACAUCAGAAAGAGCCAGCAGAGAAGUUUUCAAAUGCUCUUCAUCACUGGAAAGAGAUGAAGAACAAAAGUCAAAAUCAUCAAAAGAAGCAGAAGGAAAAAGAAUUCUGAUGAUUACCAACACAUCAAAUGAUGCUGAAAAAGAUCAAAUUCAUGAAGGAAAAAUUCAUCCAGAUUUUGAUAUACUACAAGAAGCAGCACAGGAACAUCAUACAGAAUCACAAAUAGCUGGAAGAAUUCAUGAAGAAGUUCAAUUUGGUGGCAAUGAAAUUGAAACAACGGAAGUAAUACAUCAUGAAGAAUCUCAUAUUGCUGGUACAUCUUUCUCAAGAACUAUUUUAGUUGAUACUUACUCAAAACAAACUAAUUCAGAAAGUUCAGUAAAUGUUUCUUACAAUUUAGAACAUAAGGAAACUGAAAUUGAUAAAGAGGUCACUAGUGCCUUUAAUCUCAACUCUGAAUCAGAAAAUGAGGAGGAGUAUGAGAUCUCAACAGAUAGAGAUCAGGAAACUGAUCAAGGAAAUCUGGAAAAAGGUGAUAUGUUUACCUUAAAAACUUAUGGAGAAUCACAUCUUGAUGUGAUUCAAGGACAUAAGGAAAUCCAGGAUGAGAGUAUGUCACUCACCACUGGUGGAGAUGGUACUGGUAAACUUAAGGCUGCACCAAUUUCUGGAACAUCUGUUGUUCCAAAUAUCCCUGAAAAACUGAUGAAUCAAGAAAAUCCGGAAACAAUAUUGAAAGAAGGCUACAAAAUCUGCAAAAGAAAUCAGGUGGAAGAAAAACUUGAUAUGUUGCUGUCAGAAAUACAAGAUCAAAGGGCUAAAAUGAAGAUAUUGUCAAAAUCAGUGGAAGCAAUAAAGAAAAAGACUGAUGAUAACACUGAAGCACUAAAGUCCCUUCAGAAGAUGAAAGAAAAGGCACCAGAACUAAACAUUUCUGCAUCAGAAAUUCAAACGAUUCUCAAAGAAAUAGAAAAUAUCAAAGAACAAAUUGAUAAUGUAAUGGAAUCAAGACAGUCAAGCAGCAGAAAUAAAGUUUUGGAAGAAGAAAUUGCCAUUCUAAGGGCAAGUAAUAACAGUAUCACAGAUGCUCUUGAGAAGCUUACAAAAGAAUGGACUGAAAAUCGGAAGAAAGCUCAAGCUGAAUACAACCAAGCUCAGGAGAAUAUGGCCAACAACUCAAAACUGAUGAGAGAAACACAACAACUAGUAGAGAGAAUGCAACUCAAUGUUGCAAGCUUAGCCAAAGUGGAUCGUCAACAACUCAUGAAGCAAAUUCCUUAUUCAAGCUCACAACAGAAGGCUUCAAAAUCAACUCCUCAACAAUCAACAACCACAUCAAUCACCAAAGCUGAUACCAUAGUGAUGGGACCACCUCCAAAUAUUCCAAAAGAAGAAAUGCUGAAAAGAUUAGCAGCUGCAAAACCUCAUGUCAUUACAAAUUUGAAGAUGCUGGCUGCUGUUCCAAAUCCAACAAUAUCUGAUGAUUCAGCAAUAAGCAAAUACAUGAAUAUACAAACAAUGAAGGAAUGGGAAAAGGAAGGAGAGUCUGAAGCAAAGUCAAAAAUUGUUAAGAGGAAAAUAUCAGAAUCCAAGUCUAUCAUGGUCAAAGAAAUUGCCAAAGAUGUAAUGAUAUUUCCUGAAUACAAUCUGGUGAGCUACUACUUGACAAAGGAAGAUGAAAUACCAAGAUCACUAUCCCCUACCAGGCUGGGCUUAAGAGAAGAAAGACUGAGAAGAGGGCCUUAUAGCAUUCACAAGCACAAUGAAAAUCCGGUAAAGAGAAUUCUAAAGGUAGAAGAAGUGAAAGUAGCAACUGAUGAUAUAGGGGGAAUGUUUGUACAAAACAAAUACACACUUCAAAGAGAAAAGGGGGAUGAACAGAAAGUGACUGAUGAAAAAAUAGCUGACCAGUUGCAUCCUUUGGACAUUCUGUUCAUGAAGGAUAACUAUGAAAAGGAAAAGAAAAAUAACCAAGAGGUCAGAAGGGCAUUAAAUGGUAUAUCAAAAGCUGGAAUACUGCUAUUUGAAAGGAUGUCUUUUUUAGACUUUGAUCAAUGCAUAAAUUAUGAGCAUGUGCACAACAAGAAGGUGUAUUUUAGAUCACCUAAGACAAGAGUUCCCUCAGAAAUACUAGAUGAUGCAAGAUCUGGAGACAUCAUAAUGCAAACAAGCAAAGAUGGAAAACAAGAAUAUGGUGUAAUCUUCAGAGAUCAAGACAAUAACAAAGCUCUGUUUAGAAGUGUGGACAUCUGUAAGUACUCAAAUCAGACCCUGAGGAAUAUCUUAAGAACCAUGAACAGAAGACAGGAACAUCUUCAAAAGAUAGAAAAGAACUUGGAAGGAAGCAGGAAAGAAAUUGAGCAAAUGAUUGAAGAAUGGAUUCAGGCAAGAGGAUGGUAUAAAGACAUGUAUGACAGCUGCAACAAAUACAUCUCCUACAAAAAGAAGAUAAAGACAGGAGAUAUGCAUAAGAGAGUGAAGCUGAAUUAG
Helianthus annuus (common sunflower) is the source of this 3123-nucleotide messenger RNA. RefSeq lists its product as uncharacterized. The record is from RefSeq and is a predicted model, not a curated record. The coding region runs from base 1 to 3123 and encodes 1040 amino acids. Lineage: Eukaryota; Viridiplantae; Streptophyta; Magnoliopsida; Asterales; Asteraceae. The transcript is spliced from 3 exons.